Phacochoerus africanus (Common warthog) is the source of this 5719-nucleotide messenger RNA. Its product is annotated as contactin-associated protein-like 2. The record is from RefSeq and is a predicted model, not a curated record. The transcript has 10 exons. The coding region runs from base 1 to 1263 and encodes 420 amino acids. Gene Ontology annotation, cellular component: cortical cytoskeleton; membrane. Lineage: Eukaryota; Metazoa; Chordata; Mammalia; Artiodactyla; Suidae.
AUGGGCCACAUGGAUGAAGGUGAAGUCACCAUCCAGGUUCAGACGGUCCUGUCGGUGGCACCCCCAGGUGGACAGGAUGAAAAAGAUGUGGGUGCGUUUUUUGAAGAGGGGAUGUGGCUGCGGUAUAACUUCCAGGCACCCGGGGUCAAUGCCAAGGAAUCAGGCGGCAGAUGGGAGAACUCACCGGAACCACCGAGCACAGCCCCAGACCUGGCCCGCGAGGAGAUCCACUUCAGCUUCAGCACCACCAAGGCGCCCUGCAUCCUUCUCUACGUCAGCUCCCUCACCACGGACUUCCUGGCCGUUCUCGUCAAACCCACCGGAAGCUUACAGAUUCGGUACAACCUGGGUGGCACCAGGGAACCAUAUAACAUUGAUGUCGAGCACAGGAACAUGGCCAAUGGGCAGCCCCACAGUGUCAACAUCACGCGGCAUGAGAAGACCAUCAUUCUCAAGGAAAGCCUCCUCAGCAGUCAAGUCACCCCAGGACAGUCAUCCACCUGUGCCAAGGUGGCUUUGGGGCUGGACAGCUGUGAGUGGCCUGAGGCCUUGCAGGACUCCCAUCUGCAGACCCGCAAACAGGAUGGAAGACAAGAUUGGAGAGAAAGAGACAGCCUCUGCUCCUCCAGCGCCCUCUCCGAUGAAGUCACUGGGGUUUCAGGCUGGAAGGGGGGUCAGAAUGGGGCUGUGUACCAUGUCCCUUCCUCUCUGGAGGUGGGGCUGGACCUGCGGGUGGUGAGAGAAACAGGGAAGAUUGACCAAGAGAUUCACAAGUACAACACCCCUGGAUUCACUGGGUGCCUCUCCAGAGUCCAGUUCAACCAGAUUGCCCCUCUCAAGGCGGCCUUGAGGCAGACAAACGCCUCUGCCCACGUGCACGUCCAGGGGGAGCUGGUGGAGUCCAACUGCGGGGCCUCCCCGCUCACCCUCUCACCCAUGUCGUCUGCCACCGACCCCUGGCACCUAGACCACCUGGAUUCAGCCAGUGCUGAUUUUCCAUAUAAUCCAGGACAAGGCCAGGCUAUAAGAAAUGGAGUCAACAGGAACUCGGCCAUCAUUGGAGGGGUCAUUGCCGUGGUGAUUUUCACCAUCCUCUGCACCUUGGUCUUCCUCAUUCGGUACAUGUUCCGUCACAAAGGCACCUACCACACCAACGAGGCAAAGGGAGCAGAGUCAGCAGAGAGUGCCGAUGCUGCCAUCAUGAACAACGACCCCAACUUCACAGAGACCAUUGAUGAGAGCAAAAAGGAAUGGCUCAUUUGAGGGGUGGCUCUUUGGCUAUGGGACAGGGAGGGGGGAAUUCCUAGGGAGGAGGGCAGGGGACAGAAGCACCCUACUUCAUACUCCUGAGCACAUCCUUAAAAUAUCAGCACAAGGUGGGGGAGGCAAGCAACAGAAAAUUCCUGAGACUGAUUGCCACAAAAAAUACUUUUUGAUAUUUCUUUAUAGCUGAGUUUCCCCUUCCGUAUCAAAACAAAAUAAUACAAAAAAUGCUUUUAGAGUUUAAGCAAUGGUUGAAAUUUGUAGGUUAUACCUGUCUAUUUUGUGUGUGUUUAGAGGUGUUCUGAAAACCCAGGUAACAGGGCAAGUUUUCUACAUUUUUCAGAGCCCUUAGAAUGUGGAUAGUUUUUCUUGAGAAAAGCUGAUGCACCUACCCAUGGCCUCCAGCCUUUUCUUCCUUUGACAUAGAGUCAGCUGCUAAUGGGCUAUUGUAGUAACUAGUUCGUGUUCAUAUAAUAUUUCUUUUGGUGUUCUGUGAGUGGGAAGAGGAAAGAAAGGGACAGAGAGAACCUAUGAUUUGCCAGUCUAUGCUAGUUCUUUGAGAGUUCCCACCCAAAAAAAAGCAGCUGUAGGAAGAGAGGGUAUGACCCCUCUCAUGUAAUAACAUGAUCGACAAACUGGGAGAAGCUUUAAGAACCAGGGGAAGCAGUCUCCUAUUGGGGUUGUUGGCUUUAUUUUUCAUCAGAUCCUGCGAGAUAAUAUAGUUCCCUGUAUGUAGUCUUAGACCUUUCCAAUGUUUGUAACUCUCAGCUACGGUACCUAUGACCAGCUGUUACAAACGAUUUUCUCUCUGCUCUUCCUACAACGUAUUGGGCUAGACUGUAUGUGUGUGUACGCACCUUGGUAGGGAAGAUGUUAAUAUUUGUUUGCUCUGUUUCUUCUAUGGUUGGUAGCAAGAGUAUGGGCACCAUCUCGAAUGCAUAAAUUAGGUGGCUCUUUUUAUUUUUCUUUAAAUCUCCAGUCAUCAAGCCCCUGUGACAAAAUCCUAGCAGACAGUGUCCUCUGAAUGGACAUACCAAAAUAAAGCCAAGUUGUGAUUGAGUAUUAUUGCUUUUACUCUGCAGUCCUGUGGAAAAUCCUGCCAUAUUUUAACUCAUCUAUGCCAUGUAUUGUUCCAUCCUAAAUAGUCACACUGCUGUGAUUCAGGGAUCUUCUUUGGCAGAUAAAGUUAACAUUCAGGUGCAUUACAACCUGGUGACUGCUGCUUCUCAGAGAAUGGACAUGUCUAAUCAACCAUACCUCAGUUUAAUCAGAAACCUUGACCCACUUCAGCAAAUAACUGUUUAAAAUAAUAGACUAUCUGUGUCCACAAACAGGGCAAAACUCCUGUUGGAGCAUCCAAAAAAUAAUUUCACUUAUUUAUUUUAAAAAAGAUUACACAAAAGUUAUUUCUAGAAUGACUACCAUUUACGAUCAUUAUUGUUCAGGCUCUUAUGCUUAAUAAGUAUGUUAAAAGAAUUUUAAGACUCCAACAUUUCGAGGAUUAAAAAUCACUUUUAUUUCUCCUCCUGGAAGGAGGUGAGAUGAGGUUAGAAGGGUACUGAUGCUGUUUUUCUGAUGGCAUCCCUCAAGAAAAUGGAAAUCCUAGUUCACUUGGGUUAUAUAUUCGAGAUUCUCAGGAUGCCUGACUUAUUGAAGGAUCUCUUUCUUGAGUGAUGGAAAAUCUUAUCCAGAGCUACACACGCACCAGUGCCUGACACAUUCCAAAGGAGACAGUGGGCCAGUUAAUUCACAUCCAAGUCAAGGUCACAGAACAAAAGGGAAUCCUAGUGCCCUUUUACAAUUGCUUACUUAAGGCACUAUCAUUAACAUCCUUUAUUUAAAAAGGUCUUGAUCAUUCUUCCAUAAAAUGCACUUGAAAAGCAUUUAGUACAACAAUGAGACAUUUACAAAAUACCUUUCGAAAACAAAGGUUAUUAUUUAAUAACCUUAUUUGACCAAGAUGACUACCAUAGAAUUCUUUUAUAUAUUGUCAGAUCAAAUAAGCACAUUUUAAACAUUAUGUUUAAAAAUAUUUCUGAUUUCUUGAAACCUUUUUUAUAGCUAUUGCUUUGGCAUUUAGCAAAUGAUACCAGGUGGAAAUUUGUCAUUUGUUGCAUUUCCCAUGCUAGCUUUGUUCUCUAUACAUUGAUACUUUCCUUUUCUUUUCAAAAUUAUUAAGAAAUUAAACACAAAUAGGCUAGUAGUAGUCAUUUUAAAUAAGAAAAGAGUCAGAACAAAAACAAAAACAUUUCUUUAAAUAAGAGAUGGUUUUAAAGUUUCAGGAAAAACUGAUGGUUGAUUUCAGGUUGUUUAUGCAAAAAAUGCCCUCUGUGGAUAAAGCAUGCAUCUCUGUUUUGAGUUGCUAGGAUGGGGGACUUUGAAUUCAGAAUCAAUGCUGUUCUAAGCUCUCAAGCAUAUUCACUUGAGCUCAAUGAAGCCAGCUCAGAAGGUAUGAAGUUAUAUUCUUGUUAAGUUCUUCUCUGGCCCAUCUUAGUAUAUAAGACAGCAUUUCCUCCUUGUGGCCUCCAACCAGCUACUCAAAAAAGAGAGGGUGGGUCGGGAGAAAGAGAAACUUGUGUGGUGUAAGUUUUUAUUGAAGAGCUUGGGACAAGAGGCUGAAAGCCUUUGUUGGAAAAUUUCCUCUUGCCCUGCAUUUGACAAAUAAGCAUCCUUUACUAACAGGAGCAGGAUUUCGGUGGCCCAGGAAAAAGAGCUGGCAUGAGCCCAAGUAGAUCUUAAUGUUGUUGAACAUCUGUGGACCAGCCACCAGAUGCUGUUGAGAGCUGUGCACAAAGACAACCCAUAGCAAAUUCCAAAGGAAAAGCAAACAGCUACUGGUAAUAAAAAUGUAGUGUCAGUGUAGCCUCCAGAAGAAACGUUUAUGUCCUUCUAUAGCAGGACCUGUUCUUUUCUAUUCUUCAGUGUAUCCUUUUUCUCCCUCUCCUUUCUCUUACAUACGCCUUGUGAUAAUCCCUUGACAUCUCACACUUCUGAGAGAUUUGAACCUCUUAAUAUUUUUUUUUCCUUUUCACUGUCCUGUCAAGCAGUUUUCAAAAAGAAAACCAAUAAUUAUUAAAUUGAAUUCCAGUGAGCCAGUCUAAAAUAGUUCUAAAUUGCUAGUCCCAAUAGAACCACCUCAUCCUGAAAUAGAUGAGAAACAAAUAGCAUGUCUAACUAACCUGGGCAAAAAACCAAUGGGCACCAUUUUUAAAAUGAUGAUUCGGUGAGAGUGGAUCCCGGGAGUCAGCUGAUAGAGCCCUGAUCCUUUCUCUCUCCCUGACAUGCUCUAUGGUCUUGGCCAGGUAGCUGAACCUCUGUUCCUCUUUGCCUCAUAUGUAAGAUAGAGCUGUUUUAUCUACUUCUUAGGGCAUUUGUGAGGUGCCAUGGAUUCUUAGCUGCAGAUAACUUUGAAACCCAAAUAAAAAGGCCAAAGUCAAUGGAUAUAUUGGAAGACUUACUUUCCAACUUGUGGUUGAAAGUCAUAUCAAAAGGAGCCACCUGGCCAUGUCCAGGAAUGUAGACUUACAAGGCAACUAUAAGCUUACUAGAUUACAAGUACAACUACUAGAUUAUGAGUCAGAGAGACUGACAAGGAGGUAAUCUGCCAACAUUGGGAGACUCAACACAGCCAAAGGCAGAAAAGUCAGAACUCCAUGUGUACAAAGCCCUAAGGUCCCACUUGGGUGUGAUUUAUAGUUUAUAUAUGCCCCAGUGUGAUUAUAAAUAAGACAACAUGAAGAGCAAAUGUGACUGUUUUUCUAGCCCAGUGGCUCUGUCUACACUCCACACACCCCACAGGAUGAUGAUGGAAACUUUAAAUUUAUUUCAUAGAGGUGUUUUUUUGGAUACAAGUGGUACAUGAACCUCAAUGUCAAUAAAACAGGGAAACCGUGUUGAAAAGAUAGUUACUUUCUGUGGAGCAGAGACUGGCAGAAGGUGGCAAAGAUACAUGGACACCUGGGUAUGAAUACCCAGCAGGCAUUUACAAGUUUAUUUUCUAGGCGAAAAUGUGUUUUAGGAGCAGGUCUGCUUGGAUGAUCUGCACCACUUCCGAGUCUCAGUUUAUUUACAGGAACUGCGGAAUUCUGAGAUGGCUGUGGAAGCACGGCGAUGCCUCCUAUCUUGUGGGCUGAGAAAAGGUUCUCAGUGUUACUGAUCCUAGGUUUUGCUUUGUCAGGUUUUUUAAAAUUUUUUCAGUGAGCAUGGGGUGAACGGUGGAGGUUAGAGUUGUGAAAAGCUGGGCUAAUAUUCUUUCUGUAAAGUCAACCAGGAUUCCAUCCCGUGAACUAACAUGAAAUUUCACUCUCUAAAAGCAACAGCAUGUAAACUAGAAUGAAAGAAGGAAAUUAUGUAUGUAUGCCUACUAUUCUUUGUGAAUGUCUUUCAUUUAACUAAAACUAUAUUAGAAACCAGAUGGAUAAAUAAAAAAUCCAAAAUAGUUUUAAUUAUCUGAAAA